GGGGGACCGGAUAUAGUGAAUGCAGGGUUCAGGGAUACCGGAUAUAGUGAAUGCAGGGUCCGGGGGGAGGCAGAUAUAGUGAAUGCAGGGUAUGGGGAGAGCGGAUAUAGUGAAUGCAGGGUCCGGGGAGACCGGAUAUAGUGAAUGCGGGGUCCGGGGAGAGCGGAUAUAGUGAAUGCAGGGUCCGGGGAGAGCGGAUAUAGUGAAUGCAGGGUCCGGGGAAAGCGGAUAUAGUGAAUGCAGGGGUCCGGGGAGACCGGAUAUAGUGAAUGCAGGGUCCGGGGAGAGCAGAUAUAGUGAAUGCGGGGUCCGGGGA
Staurois parvus is the source of this 316-nucleotide messenger RNA. The record is from the annotation of a GenBank genome assembly. NCBI's taxonomy places the organism in Eukaryota, Metazoa, Chordata, Amphibia, Anura, Ranidae.